Molecule: messenger RNA, 3098 nt
Organism: Oryza brachyantha (malo sina)
Lineage: Eukaryota; Viridiplantae; Streptophyta; Magnoliopsida; Poales; Poaceae
Product: alpha-amylase 3, chloroplastic
Exons: 13
Coding region: 66-2687 (873 amino acids)
Biological process (GO): carbohydrate metabolic process
Molecular function (GO): calcium ion binding; alpha-amylase activity
Source: RefSeq, a predicted model, not a curated record
GCCCGCUCGCGCGCACACAGGGAGAGGGAGGGAGGGAGGGAGAGGGGAGGAGCUGGGUCGGCGGCAUGGCGGUGGCGAGCUGGAGCAUUCCGGCGAUCCCGCGGGCGGGCCCGCCAGCGAGGGGUGUUCUGCUCGGCGGCGCCUUCCUGACGGCCGCGCGGCCGCUGGCGUGGCGGUGCCGAGCGACCGCACCUAGGAGAGUGGGGCUCGGCGGCGUUCUGGUGGCCCGCGCCGGUGCGGCGGAGACGCCGGUGGCUGGCUCCGGGGAGGCCGGGGUGCUGUUCUCCGAGAAGUUCCCCUUGCGCCGAUCCCAAACUGUGGAAGGGAAGGCGUGGGUGAGGGUCGAUGCGGAACCGGAUGGGGAAGGGAAGUGCAAGGUCGUGAUCGGGUGCGAUGUAGAAGGGAAGUGGGUGCUGCACUGGGGUGUAUCCUACGACGGUGAGCAUGGAAGAGAAUGGGACCAACCUCCUUCAGAAAUGAGACCUCCUGGUUCAGUUCCCAUUAAGGACUAUGCAAUUGAAACACCUUUAAAUAUUUCACACGAUUCAGAAGGGAGGAUGAUUCAUGACGUGCAAAUCAAAAUUGAUAAGGGCACUCCAAUUGGUGCUAUCAAUUUUGUUCUAAAGGAAGAGGAAACAGGUGCUUGGUUUCAGCACAAGGGUCGGGAUUUCAGAAUACCUUUAAUUGAGUCCUUUGGAGAAGAUCUACUAGGAACAGAACAAGAUAUUGAUGUCAGGCCAGGGGCUUUAGGUCACCUAUCUAACCUUUUACAGAAACCUGAGGGACCUGUACCUGAUGAUAAAGGUUCAAGAGCCAAAGGCAUUUCAGGGUGCUACGAGGAAUACCCCAUCAUGAAAACAGUGUAUGCUCAGAAUUUUGUAACUGUUACUGUGAGGGAAAACAAUGGAACAAAUAAGCAUACCGUGGAAUUCGACACUGAUAUUCCUGGAGAAGUUAUCAUUCAUUGGGGAGUUUGCAAAGACAAUACUAUGACAUGGGAGAUCCCCCCAGAACCACAUCCACCUACAACAAAAAUAUUCCGACAGAAAGCUCUACAGACCUUGCUACAACAAAAAGCUGAUGGAACAGGCAAUUCUAUAUCAUUCUUACUGGAUGCAGAGUAUUCUGGUCUGAUUUUUGUGGUAAAACUCGAUGAGUAUACCUGGUUAAGAAAUAUGGAGAAUGGAUUCGAUUUCUACAUUCCUCUUACAAGAGCAGACACCCAUGAGCCCCAUAGCGCUGAGAAACAUAAAGCUGAUGAUAUGGCUUCACAACCUGAUGGCUUAAUCAGUGAUAUAAGGAAUCUGGUGGUUGGUCUAUCAUCUAGAAGAGGUCAACGAGCGAAGAAUAAAGUUCUGCAGGAAGAUAUUCUACAAGAAAUUGAGAGGUUAGCGGCAGAAGCUUAUAGCAUUUUUAGGAGCCCCACUAUCGAUACUGUAGAGGAAUCUGUUUAUCUCGAUGACUCGGAAAUUGUGAAGCCAGCUUGUUCUGGUACUGGAUCUGGGUUUGAAAUAUUGUGCCAAGGAUUUAACUGGGAAUCUCAUAAGUCUGGAAAAUGGUAUGUUGAACUUGGCUCAAAGGCCAAGGAGUUGUCAUCCAUGGGCUUUACCAUUAUCUGGUCACCACCACCUACUGAUUCUGUGUCGCCCGAAGGAUACAUGCCAAGGGAUUUGUAUAAUCUAAAUUCCAGAUAUGGAACAAUGGAAGAGUUGAGAGAGGUUGUGAAAACUUUUCAUGAAGCUGGUAUGAAGGUUCUUGGUGAUGCUGUCCUGAAUCACAGGUGUGCUCAGUUUCAGAACAAAAAUGGUGUCUGGAAUAUUUUUGGUGGGCGCCUUAACUGGGAUGAUCAAGCAGUUGUUGCAGAUGAUCCACAUUUCCAGGGAAGAGGAAACAAGAGCAGUGGAGAUAACUUCCAUGCAGCCCCAAACAUUGAUCACUCACAAGAGUUUGUGAGGAAUGAUCUGAAGGAGUGGCUUUGUUGGAUGAGAAAGGAAGUUGGAUAUGAUGGAUGGAGGCUUGAUUUUGUUCGUGGAUUUUGGGGUGGAUACGUCAAAGAUUACUUGGAAGCAAGUGAACCAUAUUUUGCAGUAGGAGAGUACUGGGACUCUCUCAGUUAUACUUAUGGUGAAAUGGACUAUAAUCAAGAUGCUCACAGGCAGAGAAUAGUUGAUUGGAUUAAUGCUACAAAUGGAACUGCUGGUGCAUUUGAUGUUACCACUAAAGGAAUACUUCACUCUGCACUGGAAAGGUCCGAGUAUUGGCGCUUGUCUGAUGAAAAAGGAAAACCCCCUGGAGUGUUAGGUUGGUGGCCUUCGCGUGCAGUCACAUUUAUAGAAAAUCAUGACACUGGUUCUACUCAGGGUCAUUGGAGGUUCCCAUUUGGUAUGGAGUUGCAAGGAUAUGUUUACAUCUUAACCCAUCCAGGCACUCCUGCAGUCUUCUAUGAUCAUAUAUUUUCGCACUUACAUCCAGAGAUCGCUAAAUUAAUUUCUAUCAGACGUCGCCAAAAGAUCCAUUGUCGUAGCAAGAUCAAGAUACUGAAAGCAGAAGGCAACUUAUAUGCGGCAGAGAUUGAUGAGAGGGUGACAAUGAAGAUUGGCGGAGGACAUUUUGAGCCAAGCGGCCCCAUUAACUGGGUAGUUGCUGCUGAGGGACAGGAUUACAAGGUCUGGGAAGUGCCUUUGUAAACUUGUCGCGCUGGUACUUGCACAACUUCUAUUCUACUAGGCAGUAGACAACUAUUUGGUAUAGCUCACAGAAGGAAAACUGAAUAGCAUAAAGGUAGACAUCAGCAUCAGCAUGGUUCUGCGGCGGACACUGCUCCUGGUGGCAAGAAAAAAUGCCGACAGCAAUGGCAGUGGAAGCGCUUGUCCUACCGAAAGGAUUUCACCAAUCAAGUGAAAUUACAUUGUACAUUCGAACAUUUGAUCUACUCUGAAUCGCGGUUAUGACGUGAAUUAUUUUUCUGCAGGCAAUUCGCCUGUUGAUAUAUGAUUGUUCUUUAUGCAUUUUUGCCGAGAUACCUCCAUCAUGUUGGAGCUAUGUAAGAUGAUACAGUAUGCAUUUGCGAAUAUAAAUAAAGUGCAUGCAUUGGAGUA